GAAAGAGUAAAGAAGCAACUGAGACCCAAAGGAAGACCCUUCAGGCAGGAGCAGAGGUGCAAAGGCCUUGAGGUUGGCUUUUCUGCCAGGAGCCUGGGGAGUUUGGAGAGAGUGAGGAGGAGGAGGAGCUGAGGAUGCCUGGGUUCCAACCCUGGUGUGCUGGUGGCCCUGGUCCUGUGGAACUUGAGGAAGGAGGUGCUCUUACCAGUCCAUGCCCUCCCCAGGAAGCAGAUGCCUACAAUAGCCAGGAUUGACCGGCAGCAGCCCAAGUCAGGGGUGUGACUGUCAGGAUGAGUGAGGAAGCAUGCCGGACGCGGAGUCAGAAACGAGGCCUUGACCUGGGCCCAACAGAGGAUGAUGUGGAGAGCAAGAGAGUAAAAAUGGAGAGAGGGCUGUCAGCUGCAGACCUGAAGACGGACGGAGAUGCGAGAGGCACACCGGAGCUGGGAGGAGGCCAAGCCCCAGCUCCAGGACUGCCGAGGGCAGCCGAGGCCGUGGGCAGAGGCGAAGGGCUGUUGGGAGACGGGCCUGUGGACAUGCGCACCUCACACAGUGACAUGAAACCUGAGAGGAGACCCCCCUCGCCCGAUGUGAUCGUGCUAUCUGACAACGAGCAACCCUCCAGCCCACGAGUUAACGGGCUGACCAAGGUGGCCUUGAAGGAGACCAGCACUGAGGCGCUUCUGAAAAGUAGUCCAGAAGAGCGGGAGAGGAUGAUCAAACAGUUGAAGGAAGAGCUGAGACUAGAGGAAGCAAAGCUUGUCUUGCUGAAGAAGCUGCGGCAGAGUCAAAUCCAGAAGGAAGCCACUGUGCAGAAGCCGGCGGGCGCCGGGAGUGCUGUAACCACCCCUCCCCCGCUUGUGCGGGGCACCCAGAACAUUCCUGCCGGCAAGACAUCCCUUCAGACCUCUUCAACCCGAAUGCCCGGCAGUGUCAUCCCGCCACCCCUGGUACGCGGUGGGCAGCAGGUGUCCUCUAAGCUGGGGCCUCAGACCAGCUCACAAGUUGUCAUGCCCCCACUUGUCAGGGGUGCCCAGCAAAUCCACAGCAUCAGGCAGCAUUCCGCAACUGGGCCACCACCCCUCCUCCUGGCCCCCCGGGCCUCUGUGCCCAGCGUGCAAAUUCAGGGACAGAGAAUCAUCCAGCAGGGACUCAUUCGUGUGGCCAACGUUCCCAACACCAGUCUGCUCGUCAACAUCCCGCAGCCCACGGCAGCAUCACUGAAGGGGACGACGGCCGCCUCUGCUCAGGCCAACUCCACCCCCACCAGUGUGGCCUCUGUGGUCACCUCUGGUGAGUCUCCAGCAAGCCGGCAGGCCGCUGCCAAGCUCGCCCUGCGCAAGCAGCUGGAGAAGACGCUGCUGGAGAUCCCGCCGCCCAAACCCCCCGCCCCGGAGAUGAACUUCCUGCCCAGUGCCGCCAACAAUGAGUUCAUCUACCUGGUGGGACUGGAGGAGGUGGUGCAGAACCUACUGGAGACGCAAGCAGGCAGGAUGUCGGCCGCGGCCGCCGUGCUGUCGAGGGAGCCCUACAUGUGCGCACAGUGCAAGACGGACUUCACGUGCCGCUGGCGGGAGGAGAAGGGUGCCGUCAUGUGCGAGAACUGCAUGACGUCCAACCAGAAGAAGGCCCUCAAGGUAGAGCACACCAGCCGCCUGAAGGCCGCCUUCGUGAAGGCCCUGCAGCAGGAGCAGGAGAUCGAGCAGCGCCUGCUGCAGCAGGGGGCUGGUGCGGCCCCCGCCGCCGCCAAGGCUGAGCCUGCCACUGCCCCACACCCCGCGCUGAAGCAGGUCAUAAAACCCCGGCGUAAGUUGGCGUUCCGCUCAGGAGAGGCCCGCGACUGGAGUAACGGGGCUGUGCUACAGGCCUCCAGCCAGCUGUCCCGGGGCUCGGCCACAGCGCCCCGUGGAGUCCUGCACACCUUCAGUCAGUCACCCAAACUGCAGAAUGCAGCCUCCGCCACGGCCCUGGUCAGCAGGACCGGCAGACAUUCCGACAGAGCAGCCGGCACUGGCAAGGGCACCUCCAACUGGAAGAAGACACCCCUGAGCUCAGGUGGGACCCUUGCCUUCGUCAGCCCGAGCUUGGCGGUGCACAAGACCUCCUCAGCCGUGGACCGGCAGCGAGAAUACCUCCUGGACAUGAUCCCGCCACGCUCCAUCCCCCAGUCGGCCACCUGGAAAUAGUGCAGCCGGGCCCAGCGGGGGACAGGCGCUCCUCCCUCCCGUGCCCCAGGCCAGGACAUGCUGCGCGGGCUGCACUGCCCAGGCCAGACCUCGGCUCUUGGCUGCAGCCUCUUGGGGCUUCUCAGAGGAUGAGGAACAGAACUGAGGGACCUUCCCCGCGGGCUUCCUUCCUCUCUCUUUGCCUUUAGUUUGCCCGACACCAGCAGAAGUGCGGACCUCGGGGCUGGCUCCGCCCCGCCCUCCUCCGGCCCAGCAGGUGCGGGCAGCUCACCCGGACACUGUGACACGCCAGGCGAGGCUGGCGCCUGGGGCUUCUGAAGCAGAGCGGGCGUUUGUGUUCUUUUUGCUUUUCCCCGUCUUAGGUUCCUGAUCGUUGACUGCCUCCCUUCAUGGCAAUCUAUAGGUUGAAAGAUUUUUUUUUUUUUUUUUUAUCACCUCAUGAUGAUGGAAUUCAAAGUAAACCGUGCAGACCUGGGGUCCCUGUCCUGCACAGCAUAGUCCUGGCAGGCCCACUCGCUGGACAGCAGGCCACUGACAGCACAGCCCUGCAGGGAUGGCCCAGUUGACUGACAGGCACAGGUGGCCGGCCAGCCCCCGUGCCGGCCGAGGGCCUCCGUUGCUGCUUGUUCUGUUUGGAGACCCCGGACUUCCAACACUUGGCAGAAGAACAGACUGCAGCCCAGACCCGCCAGACCCAGGGAUCCCCAGAAGGAAGGCGAUGCCCGCCCGCCACAGAAAGCUGGAGGGGAGGCUGCGUGGGGGUUUUGUUGUUGUUGUGGUUUAUUUUAUUAAAUCUUUCCCUUUUCUUUUCCUGCUCAUUUUGAUGGACACAAUGUCAAGCCAGCCUGCACUGCACAUCACCAGUGCCCAGCGUGCACAGGUGUCUGGAGCCCCUUCUGCAGGCUGGGGCGCCGUCAGGGUUCUCUUCAGACUUGUCCUUUUCCUUCCUCCUUAGUCGACAGAAAGGUUUUUUAAAGGAUCAGGUCUGCUUUAGUUCUCGUUUUGAUCCUUCCCCUCCCACUCUUGAAUCAGUUCCGGGAGGAAAGGUGGAAGCUGUCCUGUGUCCACCACUCAUGGCUGGCACAGGUGCCCUGUGUGGUCUCUGUUCCCAGUUCCACUCCAGCCCCGGUUCUCCCGUUUGCAGUUCGGGACGUUAAUUUAAAGCCUUCCUCUGUAGGAUGCCUUCCAGACCCUGCCGCAGCUCUAAUAAAGCUCAUUUAACCAUCUCAGGCGUGAUGCCCUCGGUCUCCAGGGAGCGUUUGUCGCCCACACAGGACCUAGCUUUGGGGAGCGUUUGUGUUUGAUGCCCAGCACCACGUCACUGAGUUGUGUGUUGAGUGUUGGGCUGCAGGAGGAGAGGGCAGGCUGAGGAAGGGUGGCUUCCAUUCCAACCAGGGAUUUGGGGGAAAGGAGGGGAAUUCACGGUUUUUUUUGUGGGGGUGUGGGAGUUUUUACACCAAAAACAAAAAAAAAAAAUGGAGUAUGCAAGCAUUUCUCUUCCUCGCAUUUUCUGUGUGCCUGGCAAAUAAACACCUGUCUUCUACUACCCUGAGCUGCUGGCCCUCUCUGUUCAGUGACACAGGCCACAUUUUCCACUCGUCACACAGGAGCAGCAGGCGUGGUGGCCUCUUUCUGCUGAGAGGCUUCCCAGCAACAGACCCCAUUUCCAUGCCAUCCCCCAAAGUGCUGGGUCCUGGGAGCAUGAGAACGUGGGCAUCCCAGCCAUGUCACCCUGCACCAGACGGGUGUCUCAGGGACCCCCCAGCUUGAACUGGUGGCCUGAGGG
Molecule: messenger RNA, 3972 nt
Organism: Castor canadensis (American beaver)
Lineage: Eukaryota; Metazoa; Chordata; Mammalia; Rodentia; Castoridae
Gene: Gatad2a
Product: GATA zinc finger domain containing 2A
Biological process (GO): negative regulation of transcription by RNA polymerase II
Cellular component (GO): NuRD complex
Molecular function (GO): sequence-specific DNA binding
Source: RefSeq, a predicted model, not a curated record